AUGGCCUCGCUGGACCUGCCCUACCGGUGUCCGCGGUGUGGGGAGCACAAGCGCUUCCGCAGCCUCUCCUCGCUGCGGGCGCACCUGGAGUACAACCACACCUAUGAGACCCUCUACGUCCUCUCCAAGACCAACAGCAUCUGCGAUGCUGCCGUCUUUCCCCUGGCCGCCGACGGGGCCUUGCUGACGCCAGCUGCCCGGCGGGACUACUUUGAGAGCACCUCCUUCCAAGGCAAGGACCAGCGCUUCUCCUGCGACCUCGUCCCCGCCGAGGAGCUGGAGCCGGCCCCGUCCUCCUCCCCUUCGCCCCGCUAUGUCCACGAGAUCGAGAUCCCGCUGACAGAGAUCUUCACCCGGGGCAAAGCCGUGGCACCGGCCCCCCCGCCGCCGGCCACUAUGGACGCUGCCUACGAGGAAGGCUUGGCCCGCCUGAAGAUCCGAGCCUUUGAGAAGUUGGAGGUGGACAAGCGGCUGGAGAAGCUGACGGAGGAGGUGGAGCAGAAGAUCGCCUCGCAGGUGGGCCGGCUCCAGGUGGAGCUGGACCGCAAGAGCUCGGAGCUGGAGAAAGCCAAGCAGGAGAGCCUGCGGCUCAGUCGGGAGAAGCAGGAGCUGGAGGACCGGGCAUCUGAACUGUCCCGCCAGGUGGAUGUCAGCGUGGAGAUGCUGGCCUCCCUCAAGCAGGACCUGGUGCAGAAGGAGCAGGAGCUCACCCGCAAGCAACAGGAGGUGCUGCAGAUUGACCAGUUCCUGAAGGAGACGGCUGCCCGCGAGGCCAACGCCAAGGUCCGCCUCCAGCACUUCAUCGAGGAGCUGCUGGACCGGGCGGACCGGGCUGAGAAGCAGCUCCAGAUCAUCAGCAGCAGCUGCGGCACCACCCCAAACGGCAGCCUGGGACGUUGCGGCACGCCGGGUGUCAAAGCCGCCGGCCGACCGAGAGAUCGGCACCCGGGACCAGGGGCAGCUGUGCAUGGUCCUUAUGGCGUGUCCAACCAACGCUCCUCCUCCAGCACUGGGGCCUCAAGCCGGGCGAAAGCCGUGUCGCAGAGCUCAGGCUGCUACGACAGCGACAGUGCAGAGCCAUGCCCCACCGACGAUACCGCCGACGGGCAUCCCUACCUGGUGCGGGAUGGUGCCCGGGGCUCGGGGCUGCGCCGGCAAGCCAUCCAAAACUGGCACCGCCGGCCCUACCGCAACAGCACCGAGGGCGAGGAGGGCGACGUCUCCGACGUGGGCUCCCGCACCACCGAGUCGGAAGCCGAGGGCUGGGAGCCGGAGGCACCUGGAUCCGCUGCAUCCCGCCCCGGCGGCAGCUGCCGGCUGACGGCCAGGACCGAGGGGGCCGGGGGCAAGGCGGGCCGGCUGGAGAGGGGCAGCCCGGGCCACUCCAGCGAGGUGAUCAGCCCUGAGAUCCUCAAGAUGCGGGCGGCUCUUUUCUGCAUCUUCACCUACCUGGACACCAAGACCCUGCUGCGGGCGGCCGAGGUGUGCAAGGACUGGAAGUUCGUGGCCCGGCACCCGGCCGUGUGGACGCGGGUGCUGCUGGAGAACGCCAGGGUGUCCUCCAAGUUCCUGGCCAUGCUGUCUCAGUGGUGCACCCAGAUGCACUCCCUCACCCUCCAAAACCUCAAGCCACGCCAGCGAGGGAAGAAGGAGAGCAAGGAGGACUACAUGAAGAGCACGCGGGGCUGCCUGGAAGCUGGGCUGGAGUCCCUGCUGAAGGCGACGGGCAGCAACCUGCUCAUCCUCCGCAUCUCGCACUGCCCCAACGUGCUGACGGACCGCUCACUCUGGCUGGCCAGCUGCUACUGCCGGGCCCUGCAGGCUGUCACGUACCGGAGCUCUACGGACCCCGUGGGUCAUGAAGUCAUCUGGGCCCUCGGAGCAGGUUGCAGGGACAUCAUCUCCCUCCAGGUCGCACCUCUGCAUCCGUGCCAGCAGCCGACGCGUUUCAGCAACCGCUGCCUUCAGAUGAUCGGCCGGUGCUGGCCGCACCUGCGGGCUCUGGGCGUUGGAGGGGCAGGCUGUGGCGUCCAGGGACUGGCGUCCUUAGCCCGAAACUGCAUGCGACUUCAGGUCCUGGAGCUGGACCAUGUGGCAGAGAUCAACCAGGAGGUUGCGGCGGAGGUGUGUCGAGAGGGGCUGAAGGGGCUGGAGAUGCUAGUUCUGACCUCAACACCGGUCACCCCCAAAGCCCUGCUGCACUUCAACAGUGUGUGCCGGAACCUGAAGUCCAUCGUCGUGCAGGUGGGCAUUGUGGACUACUUCAAGGAGCCCCACAGCCCUGAAGCCAAGAAGAUGUUUGAAGAAAUGGUGAACAAACUCCAGGCCCUGAGGAAGAGACCCGGCUUCUCCAAGAUUUUACACAUCAAAGUGGAAGGAGGCUGUUAG
Gavia stellata (red-throated loon) is the source of this 2388-nucleotide messenger RNA. It is a transcript of the gene FBXO41, whose product is annotated as F-box protein 41. The record is from RefSeq and is a predicted model, not a curated record. Lineage: Eukaryota; Metazoa; Chordata; Aves; Gaviiformes; Gaviidae. Gene Ontology annotation, molecular function: protein binding. The coding region runs from base 1 to 2388 and encodes 795 amino acids. The transcript is spliced from 12 exons.